CUCGGGCUGCGACAGCUGCUCGAUGGAGGGACCCGGCUGGCAGCGGGCGGGCCCCUGCGGGACACUAGGCAAACGACAGCCCCACCCCGGCCAGUCCCCGCCGCAGCCCGGCUCGGGAGAUGGGCCGGGUCCCCGCCCCCAUCCCACCCCCGCGCCCUGGGGCGCAGGCCGGAGAGCCAACACCCUGCCUCAGCGGCUCGGUGCGUCCGGGUGGGGCGCAGGGGGCAGGCCUGGAAGGUCGGGGUUGCUGCGUGACCUUGGGGCAGACACUUGGUCACCUGGUCAUAAGAUGGUGAAGACCCAUUGAUCUGGUCCCCUCUGAAGGAGGCAGAGGUGAAACCAGCUUUGCACCCAUGGUUAACUGGGAUGAAGAGUCAGUGUGGAGGGAGCGCCUCAUGGAUCUAGUGCAGGUGAUAAAGUGGAUAUCCAGCAGACCCUGAGAGUUAUGGCAGGGGUGGGG
Molecule: messenger RNA, 460 nt
Organism: Castor canadensis (American beaver)
Lineage: Eukaryota; Metazoa; Chordata; Mammalia; Rodentia; Castoridae
Source: RefSeq, a predicted model, not a curated record